AAUGCCGUCAAAUGUGAAAAUUCCAGAUUCAAGACAAAAACACAGACACUCGGUCAGCUAAGCAGUUAGUCAGGCAGUAUAUCGCUCUCAAGUAUUUAGUUAACCGAAAAAAAUAAUGAAAACGCAGGGAAAGUACGGUGUUACCGCUCAAUCAACUGCCACAAUUCUCUGCGAGGAUGUACGUAAUUUUAGCACUCGUCGCCGUAAUAUGCUAUAUUUGAUGCAUCGUUAUCUUUUGGAGAAUGGCUAUUACAGCAGUGCCGAGGCACUUAAGAAUGAGGGACGUCUUUCUGAUGACUUUGAACUAUGCGAUAAUGUUGAUUUGGAUGCGAUCUAUUUGGAAUAUGCCAGUUUCUUCAAUAUGAAAUUUGGAAAAUAUCCGCGUAUUUUAAAAAAAAUGUCGGCUAAAAUUAAAGUGGAAAGGACUACCGGUGCAGCAACAGCAGCCACACUAACAGCAACCGUUGCCUCAACAACAGCCAAGGAUACUAGCAAUAAAACAAACAAAGAUUCGUCCUCACUAGCCAAUUGGCAUGUGGGAGUUGGGGCAGCUGCCAGUCAAAUUAACAACUCAAUGGAACAUCAGCAAUCGAAUCAAUUAAAAUUGCAUAUCAAGAAACUGGAAACAACCACAACAACAACUGAGCAGCAGCAGCCAAGUCAUUACUCCGGGAUGAGUGAAAUCGAACAUGGAGCCCAUGCUACAGAUGAUGCUCUAUUUUGCUCAAUGGACUGGCAGGUCCUUGGCGAAUUGGUCAAAACGACAAUUUUGCGUGAGCCCAUCAAUCUGCGUUGGUCCGAUAUCUGUGGCAAUCAUCGGGCUAUCGAGUUGAUUAAAGAAGCCGUGCUCACGCCCAUCGAUUAUCCUCAACUGUUUGCCCAUGGCUUGCGGCCGUGGCGUUCGCUCCUGCUGCACGGUCCACCUGGCAGUGGUAAAACCUUGUUGGCCAAAGUCCUGUACGCAGAAACGCAAUCGAGAGUCACAUUCUUCAACAUAACUGCCAGCGUUAUGGUUAGCAAGUGGCGUGGCGAGUCUGAGAAAAUUCUUCGUGUUUUAUUUCAUAUGGCAGCACGUAGAACUCCCGCGGUAAUUUUUUUUGAUGAAAUCGAGGGUUUGACCUCAAAGCGAGAUCGCGCCACGGAUCAUGAGUCGUCGAAGCGUUUUAAGAACGAACUACUCCAACUACUGGAUGGUAUGGAGCAUAACACUUUGGGUCAUGGUGUAUUUGUUUUGGCCAGCACCAAUUUACCCUGGGACAUUGAUGAGGCAUUUUUGCGACGCUUUGAGAAGAAAAUUCUUAUUCAAUUGCCCAAUGCUUUAGAGCGCUCGAAUCUUAUUCAACGUCUGUUGGGCGCAAGCAAUGUCAGCUUGAAUCAGCACUUGCUGGACCAAUUAGUAGCUCUUUCCGAUCAGUACACGGGUGAUGAAAUAAGAUUGGCCUGCAAGGAAAUAAGCAUGCAGCGAGUGCGUUGUGCCACACGCCCUUCUCCAGCUGGAGGAGCUGUACCCAAGGAAACACAAGCCAUUGUCGAGGCCAAUUUGGAGCGGGCAUUUAAACAGGUUCAUCCUUUGGGUCAAAAGUUAUUGGCCAAGCAUGAGCAAUGGCAGCAGGAAAAUGGUUCUUAAUCAAUAUUAUAGUAUUUAUAAUGAAUAAAAAAAAAGCAAAAAAUACGUCGGGGUCAUAUUGUAUAAUAUAUUACUUAAUAAAGAUCUUUAAAAAGACUGAUAA
Messenger RNA from Drosophila willistoni, 1730 nucleotides. RefSeq names its product katanin p60 ATPase-containing subunit A-like 2. Gene Ontology annotation, molecular function: ATP hydrolysis activity; protein binding; ATP binding. The record is from RefSeq and is a predicted model, not a curated record. The transcript has a single exon. NCBI's taxonomy places the organism in Eukaryota, Metazoa, Arthropoda, Insecta, Diptera, Drosophilidae. Bases 116 to 1627 code for a protein of 503 amino acids.